UGUUGCUGCUUGCUGCAACGACCACUCCCACCCACCUACAUCUCAUCCCCUCUUCCCCCUUCUUCCGGGUGUAGCCAUCAUGGCUCCCACGGUCUCUGACGCUCUGCUCGAUGCCGAGCUCACGUUCUCCUCGCCGCCGUUCAGCACGCUCGUUGACGCGCGCGUGCUCCGCGCGCUCGCGGACCUCAAGUUCGCCCACCCGACCCUAGUGCAGGCCAAGGCGAUCCCCCUGCUUCUCGAAGGCAAGGACGUGCUUGCCCGUGCACGCACAGGCAGCGGAAAGACAGCAGCAUACCUCGUCCCCGCUGUCCAGCGCGUGCUCGAGCUCAAGGCCGCCACGACGCCCGCCUCACCAGACUACCAGGCGACACGGGCGGUCGUCCUCGUCCCCACUCGCGAGCUUGCGAUCCAGGUCACAACCCUCGUCAAGGCCCUCUCGACGUACUGCGAGGGCCUGAUCUCCGUCGCCAACGUCGCGGCCGGCGGUGCUAGCGUUCAACGCGUUCUGCUCAACGACAACCCCGACAUUGUCGUCGCCACUCCGACCAAGCUCUUGUCGCUCCUUCAGUCCAAGAGCAUCGACCUCUCCCACCUCGCCUUCCUGGCUAUCGAUGAGGCCGACCUGCUGCUCUCCUACGGCCACAAGGAUGACCUGAACCGCAUCAUGGACCCUGCGAUGGGCUACGUUCCCAAGCUCGGCGUUCAGGGAUGCCUCAUGAGUGCUACGCUCAGCGAGGAGGUCGAGGGUGUCAAGGGAUUGAUACUCCGCAACCCCGCCAUCCUCACCCUCUCCGAGCCCGCCACAUCAUCUUCUCUCCUCACACAACACUUCACCUACACCUCGGAGCGCGACAAGUUCCUGCUCAUCUACGUCCUUCUCAAGCUCAAGCUCAUCAAGGGCAAGUCGAUCAUCUUUGUCAACGACGUCGAGCGCGGCUACCGCGUCAGGCUGUUCCUGGAACAGUUUGGCGUCAAGUGCUGCGUCGUCAACUCUGAGCUGCCCCUCGCCAGUCGAUACCACGUCGUCGAGGAGUUCAACCGCGGUGUCUACGACGUCGUGGUUGCCACCGACGAGGCUGCCCUCGGUGACGACGAGGAGUCAGAUGAGGAGGAGGAGGCUGAGGAGGAGGCCGAGGAGAAGGACGAGGAGAAGGACGAGGCCGAAGCUGAGCCUGAAGCCGGCCCAUCAAAACGUCGUGCCUCGUCACCUGCCGGCGGUGCCCCCGCCAAGCGGAGAAGAGGACCUGGCAACUCGAUGGCGCGUGGCAUCGACUUCACCGCCGCCUCCUCCGUCAUCAACUUUGACCUCCCCACCACCCCCACCGCCUACCUGCAUCGCGUGGGCCGCACCGCGCGUGCUGGCCACUCUGGUCUUGCGCUGUCCUUUGUCGUGCCCCGCGAAAAGUGGGGCAAGGACAAGGGUGUGCUUCUCAAGACUGCCGAGCGCGACGAGGCCGUCUUUGAGAAGAUCAAGGCGCGCGUCAAGGCCGAGGGCGGCGCAGAGGUCAAGGAGUGGGACUGGGGAGGACGGCGCGGGGAGAUCGAGGGCUUCCGGUACCGUAUGGAGGACGCGCUGCGCUCCGUCACCGCCAAGCGUGUUACGGACGCGCGCCGCGAAGAGGUCCGCCGCGAGCUGCUCAACUCGGAGAAGCUCAAGCAGCACUUUGCCGCCAACCCUCUCGACCUCGCAUACCUGCGCCACGACGCGCCCCUGCACCCCGGCCGCACGGCGAGCCACCUCAAGCACGUCCCGGGCUACCUCAUGCCCAAGAUUGCUGCUAUCCCCGCCGGCUCGGGCGACGUGACCGACAACCAGCACAUUGGCUUUGCGAAGCGCGGCCGUGGAGGACACCGCGGGCGUGGUGGAGGACGUGGAGGCGCGUCGAGGGGCAAGGGCAAGAAGGUCGACCCGCUCAAGUUCAAGGCUUAGAUGGUGUAGUGUAAGCUCUUGUAGACUACCUGUAUUUUAUGCCACACAUAAUCAGAG
Messenger RNA from Vanrija pseudolonga, 1987 nucleotides. It is a transcript of the gene DBP9, whose product is annotated as ATP-dependent RNA helicase DBP9. NCBI's taxonomy places the organism in Eukaryota, Fungi, Basidiomycota, Tremellomycetes, Trichosporonales, Trichosporonaceae. Gene Ontology annotation, molecular function: nucleic acid binding; ATP binding. Bases 80 to 1930 code for a protein of 616 amino acids. The transcript has 3 exons. The record is from RefSeq and is a predicted model, not a curated record.